Molecule: messenger RNA, 3815 nt
Organism: Ogataea polymorpha
Lineage: Eukaryota; Fungi; Ascomycota; Pichiomycetes; Pichiales; Pichiaceae
Exons: 1
Coding region: 1253-3808 (851 amino acids)
Source: RefSeq, a predicted model, not a curated record
CGGAUCUCUUGAUGUAAGCCGAAUGAUUUUGGUGCCUUCUGGCUGAGCUCGAAUUGCCUCAGUUAUCACCGAGCAGGCAUGCAUGAUCAAUUCCAUACUGGGAACGCAGAUCAAUGGGGAAUCAGCUUGUCAAGCAGUGUGUCGUUCUUCUGCCCGGUUGCUCUACGGUGCAAGGAAGUGCUAGAAUUGCUAAAUAACAAUUCCUCUCUCCCUUUAUCAUGAACUCAAGCAUGCCUGGAUCUUUUCCUGGGUCCUAUGACUCUAUUUCGGAACCGAGAGACUCCUCUUUGAUGGUGGCACAAAUCAUCAAGGUGCGAAAUAGUUUCAAACAGGAAUUUAUGGACAUGCUGAACAUACUUUUGUUACUGGAGCUGAUAGUCAUUUAUCUCCAAGAUCAAUCAUUUUUCAAGCUGGUGAUCAGAGUUUCGCUUCAACUGUUUCUUGCAGGCGUCAAUUCUCAUACCUUGCGCCAAUGGAUCGAGUACAAUCUAUUAUCGACAGGACAGACAGUCACUGAAGAAGCAUUAACGACCCAGUUCAUCUAUUUCCAGAAAGCAGUCCUGGUGGAGGUGAUCUUGAUCAACAGCAUAGCGCUUGCAGACCAUCUUUUCUUUUACCGCGAUCAUAGUCGACUACCAGAUAUUCCGCGUGAUUCGCUAGUAUCGUAUCUGAAUCUGCACACACAAUACAGCAUCGAGUUCUACGAGUCCAAAAACACGUUCCGCUACAACUCUAUCUUCAUAAACAUCAUAGGAGAGGCUAGACCCACUAAUAGAACUGGACUGGUUAUCUUAGACGCUCUAGUAUUUUUGGGGCAGUACAUUACGUACAGUCUGAUCUAUUGGCCCGAAAAAUCAGAGCCCCCCAAAUUGACCACAGAGCAGUCUUUGUUGCUACGCGAAAACGAAAACGAAAUGCAGACGGCUGUAACGAUAUUCAAUGUGGAACUAUUUCCAGCAACCACGUUUACAGGUCUUUGGAGCCGCUUGACAAUGUAAAUAUAGCAUCAAUAAUCAGCCUUAUGGUGUGAGGAGGGAACUCCCAUUUGCUUUUUUAAUUUUGUGGUCUCCAGGGCAUUCAUUCUUUCUAGAUCGGAAUUCAAGGGACUAUUCUUUUGUUGCGGAUUGAACAAACCGUCUUUCCAGUAAAUUCCAUCUGUUCGUGUCCCUCGACUGUGACUAUUGUGACCUCCACCCCUGCUCUGUUAGACGAGAAUCAGGAACGGCGUACGUUAGAUCCGGUGUCAACAACCAUGAGCUAUUCAGUGGCGUCAACACCGGAGGGUGCUGCGCAGAGUGUUUACGAGGCAUCACUUGACGGACAAAGCGAUUACUUUGGCCAAGCCGAUUUGUAUGAUGUCUCCAACAGGCUUCUUCAGUUCCAUAAUAAGAUCCUCCCCGCUGAUAACUACAAUUCGCCCUACUACAAUCCACUAAACUCUACUGAUGAGCCGAAACCGGUGGACAAACUGAUCAAUCGGUUUUCAAUCUGGAAAAUGAUUAUCAAGCAAUUGAUCUUCUACUUCAAAGAGAUCAGCAUAUUCAAGAAGCAAACAUACCUCGGUAAUAAGGCAAUGCUGGAAAAUUUGGAGCUUUUGAAGAAACAGACCAGCGGCAAACUGAAAUUCAAAGGAUCUGCAUCAAAGAAUCUCCGCCAGUCUUUGAGUUCGACCAGUUUGAAUCAGCCGGAUCAACACAACGCUCACCAAGAAGCCAUGCUUAACAAAUUUGUGCAGACGGCAUUUCUCCCGGUAGGAGAUCUCUCUGUUCUUUCGAUCUCUAGCACAUUAUCCAACUAUCACAACAGCUUGGCUGAAAAGGAGCUGAUAACCCAUAACCAACUCACUUUGAAAAUCAUCCCGCGCUUGGAAAACUUGAAAGAAAGUUUGAACGAAACGAUAAAACAGAUUGCGUCAUUAAAGGGUUCUAGUGAUUUCAAAACUUCUGAUCUCAAAUAUGAGAUAACAAAGACAGGAGCAAUUUUAGCUGAUUAUGUAACGUCCGUUGAGCUGCUCACGAAGGGCGAAACAACUACCUGCCUUGGCUCGCAUCUCAAAUUCACCAAACUGGAGCCCAAAAAGGACCCUUAUUUACUGCGGCUGAAACUUGACCUCCAACUCAAAGACCAACUUUACGCUGAAGCACACCUGAAAGAAAGUUUUUAUGAUCUACAACACAAGAGCGUUCAGCUGGAAAGUAUCUUGUAUACUGAAGUCCAGAACUGUGUUCGCAACUUUGUCAAUUUAAUCAAUGCUGAGCUUGAUGCUGCAAAAGAUAAUAUGGUGAGCGAGUUCAUGAACGGAUUUCUGAAAAACGAUUUUGGCAUUGAUUGGGAUUAUUUCAUUAUGAAUGACAACGCAAAGAAUCUUUUGAAACUCUCUGCAAAGGAGUCGUUGAUAAACGCCAAACAGAUCAGGAAAAAAUCGGAUAUUCAUUAUCCUUAUCAGAAAGAGAGGAUCAGCUCAAGUCUGAUAUCGGGAUUUUUGGAAAAGAAAUCAAAGUAUCUGAAGAACUAUUCAAAAUUCUACUACGUGCUCACGUUCAACUUUAUGCAUGAAUUCAAAACUGAGGACAGGAAGAAGGAAAUGCAUCCUUUGAACUCCUAUAGUUUGGACGAUAUGAAAGUGAGUGCAUCGCCAAAUGAUCCAAGGAAAUUUAUUGUCCGGAUGAAUUCAAGCAAAUCAAUUGAGUCCAAAACCAAAUACACUUUCAGAUGUCCUUCUCCAGAAAUUGCAUCAAGAUGGCUGGAACAGCUUACGGAACUGUGCUCGCUGAGUAAUCCUCUAGAAAGAAACAACCCAGCUAACACCGCAUACCUUGCUCCAUAUUCGAAUACUCCGUCCGUUGUUAACAUGAAUGCAGCUGACUCUAGUUCGUCUAGAGAUGAUGGCACAUUUGUUUCUGGAGAUACCAGCACAUCUCAGAGCCAAAUGUUAGAGAACAACCAUUCUUCGUCGUCUUUGCAUCUCCCAUCGUUCCAUUCGGUCAAGAAACUUAAUUCACCCGAAAUUCCGGCUCAGUCUGGACACAAGAAAAGCAACAGCCUAUCUUCACUUCCGGCUAUCAGUGCAGGCUCACCAUCUUUGUAUAGGCAUACUUCGUCCGGAAGCUCAACUACUCAAGCCUCCGAAGCCAUGUCAUUACACUCGACCACUCCAACCUCCCCACCAAAUGUGUCUGGAAGUGCAGCCAAAAUCAUAAUCAAUUCUCCAGAUUCCACCACGCCUGAUGAGCCUUCAGACUAUUUCAAUUACGCUGCACCACGGCCAAGACUUAGCAAGAGCGCCUCUACCGGAAGAGUGACGCCUCCUGCCCCCCAAGGAUCACAGAUUCUGCGGCCAUCAUCUCCUUCCCAUCUGUCUCAAAUAAGACAGCCUAUUCAACGGUCAUCCUCACCAAAUAUCCACAACAAGCAUAACAUUCCUAGCUUCCUAGGAGGUCAACAAACUGCAUCCGGUUCACAAAGUUCCUCAUACACUUCGAUGUCUUCUACGGGUAAUAACUCUCUUUCUUCUACCAAAGGCCUAGUUAGAGGCCGGGAAAGACUACAGGCUCAACUCAAAAAAGCUGCUUCCAACAACCAAUCCAACCUGAACGGCGCGUUCUUGCAAUUUGGAAAUUCAGCCAGUGACUCCACAAACUUGUUGAUACCGCCAUCGGUCUCGAACCUGCCCCAAACUCCAGGUGUUCUUCCUUCUAACUCAAUAGGUGACGUUUUUCCUGGAAGUGAAUCACGUAUCAGACCAACCCUUUCGUCAUCAGAGCCAUUGAAGUCUCCUGGUGCUCAGUCCCCAGAAGAAUACCUCUAACGUCCAA